This is a messenger RNA of Parnassius apollo (apollo), 639 nucleotides long. NCBI's taxonomy places the organism in Eukaryota, Metazoa, Arthropoda, Insecta, Lepidoptera, Papilionidae. The record is from the annotation of a GenBank genome assembly.
AUGUACCGUUUAUUAGGAUUUCUUUUUUUCUUGACUGGCGCGUUGGGACAAGUCACUCUUAAUGGAACCUGUAACUUCACUGACAUAUCAGCAGUGAGGGAUUUGAAUAUAACAAAGUUGUCAGGGGACUGGCACCAGAUCAGACGCAUCAUGAACUCACAAGAAUCAGGAACCUGCUCAACAACAAAAAUCAAUGCUACUUUCACUAACAGCACUUCAAAUAUAACAAUAUCUAACAAAGAAGUAAAUAACAAAAAGAAAAUAUACAGAAAUGGAACCAUAAAUCUCAAUAAUAUUACGCGAGGAAAAUUAUUCAUAAGCUAUCCAGAUAUUGCCUACGACUCAAUAAUUUUAGCGACAAACUACACAAACUAUGCGGUGUUAUACAGUUGCAAAAAUAAUAAGAAUGCUACAAAGAAGGUUUGGGCGUGGGUAUUAAGCCGAGACACAACUUUAAACAAGAAUGAGGAAGACAUGAUCAAAUCCGUUAUCUACAUUAACGAGGAUCUGAAGAACGCUACAUGGAUUGACUCAGAUCAUUCGAAGGAGGCUUGCGAUGCUAACUCAAGCACGUCCUUCCGCUUGUCAAUUAUUUUAACUUCCCUUACUUUAAUAUUUGUAUGCAAAGAUAUUUUAUAA